UUCAUCACAGCUCAGAGUGAGGGACUCGAUCUCCCUUGUCAGCCAGUCGUCAAUGUUUCAGGCCAGCCAUUCCCCUGUGAAAUCCAAUGCCUGGACAUGUAAAAGGAUCACUUAGACGCCAGGCCCAGAGCCCCACCUUAGGGCACACACUUAUUUUUUUAUUUCUCCCUAUUCAGAGCAUUGUUUCUAAGCAACAGAAGAAAGCUUCAGCCUUGUGCGAAGCAGUAGCCUAGUUUCCUUCAGCUGCAGCAGAGGAACAACAGCAUCAAGAGUGAAUUCCAUCCUAAAGCUUCCAGGAAAUAGAGAGAUUCCAAAGCCCCGAUCCUUUUAAUAACCAUUGGACCAGCCAGAGAGUCUGACGCAGGCUGGAUCUUAGUACACAGUCUGGGUUGUGGCAGCCUCCCCACCAACUAGAAACCCACCUCCACCCCUAUCCAUGGAAAGGAAACGCCUAAAAAAAGAGAUUGAAAAACUCUUGGGAGAUUAUGUUGGCAUCAGACUUCGGGAAAAUGAAUUCGACCCGAAAGGAAGACAGCAGCCCACCUUUCUCGAUGAUAUGGCUCAUUACGACUUGGCCAUCAGUGUUGCUUUACUGUGGCUGAAUGAUUCAGAAGCCCAAAGUCCUUUGGCAGAAGGGAAAAGGAAUUUGCCACUUCACAGCAGAUACAUCUAUCCCAACCGAACUGAGAGAGAAGCCAUGAUUUUAUCAUUUUACGCUGGGACCUUAAUGAACAGCAUCCCCAUUGAAGACGUCUUUGGGAUUUACAGCACGGGGCCUUCGGCAACAGGCUGGCACCGCUCUGCCAAAGGUCACUGGAUUCACCCUUUCAACCUCUCUUUGCAUCCUUUUGCCAUGCUGACAGCCCCGAAAGCUGCAGAACAUGCCUGGAAACAGAGUGUCAAGUUUCAAAAGGCAGCAGCAAAUCAACAUGCAAGCACCAAUUCAACUAGAACAAAUAAGGACUGCAACCGAUCAGAAUCUCCAUCAACAGCAAAACAGCCAGACAACAAAGGGGCUAGAAAACAGCUUAAGCAAGGAAUCUUUCCAGAGGACCUUGCACCGAAGAGUGGAAAGGAAGCAGAGAUGUAACAAGAAGCCAAGUCUCAUGUAGGGUGACCAGACAGCAAGUGUGAAAAAUCGGGAUAGGGGUUGGGGGGUAAUAGGCUUCUACAUAAGAAAAAGUCUCAAAUAUCGGGACUGUCCCUAUAAAAUCGGGACAUCUGGUCACCCUAGUCUCAUGACUCUUACCCAAGACAGUGGUGUGCAAUUCAUUUUUGAGAGUGGGGGAGGGUUAGUCCCUAGAUUUUGGUGAGGUGGGUGUGCUACUUUUGUAUUUGAAUGGCUGUUUUAGCCCCCUUGGCUCGGUUAUGGAAACAAGCUGCCUACCUCAAGGUGGAGCACAUUAUCCUCAUGUUCAUCUUUAAGUGUUACUGUUCCUUUCCAUAUUAGUUGCCAUUUGAUUUCUUGAAGGGGUGAGCUAAAGCUAGCAGUUGUACCCCUAGUUUUCAACACAGCUUUCACAUGGUCGCUUAGCAUUUCUCCAUCCC
Molecule: messenger RNA, 1548 nt
Organism: Chrysemys picta bellii (western painted turtle)
Lineage: Eukaryota; Metazoa; Chordata; Testudines; Emydidae
Gene: C11H2orf80
Product: chromosome 11 C2orf80 homolog
Source: RefSeq, a predicted model, not a curated record